Messenger RNA from Tetrahymena thermophila SB210, 1509 nucleotides. RefSeq lists its product as hypothetical. Gene Ontology annotation, molecular function: GTPase activator activity; small GTPase binding. NCBI's taxonomy places the organism in Eukaryota, Ciliophora, Oligohymenophorea, Hymenostomatida, Tetrahymenidae. The record is from RefSeq and is a predicted model, not a curated record. Gene Ontology annotation, biological process: nucleocytoplasmic transport; activation of GTPase activity. Gene Ontology annotation, cellular component: perinuclear region of cytoplasm; nucleus; cytosol. The transcript has 17 exons.
AUGGGUGUAUCAGGCUUAGGUUCUAGUUUAGCAAAUUGCAUUAAUCUCUCAAAUUUGACACUUGACCUUCAGAACAAUUAAAUUGGUGCAAAGGGUGCAUCAGGUUUAGCUUCUGGUUUAGCAAAUUGCAUUAAUCUAUCAAAUUUGUCACUUUACCUUGAUGGCAAUAAAAUUGGUGAUGAAGGUGCAUCAGGUUUAGGUUCUGGUUUAGCAAAUUACAUUAAUCUCUCAAAUUUGACACUUCACCUUAGGAACAAUUAAAUUGGUGCAAAGGGUGCAUCAGGUUUAGCUUCUGGUUUAGCAAAUUGCAUUAAUCUCUCAAAUUUGUCACUUGACCUUCAAUAAAUUGAAAUUGGUGAUGAAGUUGCAUCAGGCUUAGGUUCUGGUUUAGCAAAUUGCAUUAAUCUAUCAAAUUUGACAAUUAACCUUUGUAGGAAUAAAAUUUGUGAUGAAGGUGCAUCAGACUUAGGUUCUGGUUUAGCAAAUUGCAUUAAUCUCUCAAAUUUGUCACUUAACCUUAAUUAAAAUUAAAUUGGUACAAAGGGUGCAUCAGGCUUAGGUACUGGUUUAGCAAAUUGCAUUAAUCUCUCAAAUUUGACACUUAACCUUAAUAGGAAUAAAAUUGGUGCAAAGGGUGCAUUAAGCUUAGGUUCUGGUUUAUCAAAUUGCAUUAAUCUCUCAAAUUUGUCACUUGACCUUAAUGAAAAUUAAAUUGGUACAAAAGGUGCAUAAGGCUUAGGUUCUGGUUUAGCAAUUUGCAUUAAUCUCUCAAAUUUAGCACUUAACCUUUAUGACAAUAAAAUUGGUGAUUUAGGUGCAUCAGGCUUAGGUUCUGGUUUAGCAAAUUGGAUUAACCUCUCAAAUUUGUCACUUGACCUUCAUUAAAAUUAAAUUGGUGCAAAGGGUGCAUAAAGCUUAGGUUCUGGUUUAGAAAAUUGCAUUAUUCUUUCAAAUUUGACACUUAACCUAAAUGGCAAUAAAAUUUGUGACGAAGGUGCAUCAGGCUUAGGUUCUGGUUUAGCAAAUUGCAUUAAUCUCUCAAAUUUGUCACUUAACCUUAAUGACAAUAUAAUUGGUGCAAAGGGUGCAUCAGGCUUAGCUUCUGGUUUAGCAAAUUGCAUAAAUCUCUCGAAUUUUUCACUUUACCUUGAGUAGAAUGAAAUUGGUACAAAGGGUGCAUAAUACUUAGGUUCUGGUUUAGCAAAUUGCAUUAAUCUCUCAAAUUUGUCACUUUACCUUGAUAGCAAUAAAAUUGAUGAUGACGGUGCAUCAGGCUUAGGUUUAGGUUUAGCAAAUUGCAUUAAUCUCUUAAAUUUGAUACUUGACUUUCGUGGCAAUUAAAUUGGUGAUGAAGGUGCAUCAGGCUUAGGUUCUGGUUUAGCAAAUUGUAUUAAUCUCUCUAAUUUGACACUUCACCUUAGCUCAAUGUAUUAAUCAUAAAAACUCAAAGUAAUAAGCAAGUGUCUUAAAUCAAAAAGAUUAGUUGUCUUUCAAAAAAAAUUCUGGUGA